CGGACUGGUAGCAGUGGGCUGGAGGAGGCGGGGCCAGGGUCAGGGGUCAGGGGUCAGGGCGGAAGCAGAAGCGAGGAGCUCGGAGCACCAGUAAUGGCCGGAGCCUGCGGAGAGGACGUCUGGAAGAACGUGCAAGACUACUACGGCCAGGAGCUGCGGGGCUCCGCCGACCUGAAGACCAACGUGUGCGUGGCUGCCGGGAGCCCCUCCACCCGCGCCGCCAGAGAGGCCCUGGGAGCCGUCCACCAGGACGUGCGGGACAGGUUUUAUGGCUGUGGCCUAGUGUGUCCUGAGUCCCUGGAGAACCGUAGGAUUUUGGAUCUGGGAAGUGGAAGUGGCCAAGAUUGCUAUGUGCUCAGUCAGCUGGUUGGUGAGAAGGGGCAUGUGACCGGAGUAGACAUGACCAAGGCCCAGGUAGAAGUGGCCAAGAAGUACAUUGAUUAUCACAUGAAAAAAUAUGGCUUCCAGACACCUAAUGUAAACUUCAUUCACGGCUACAUUGAAAAGCUGGGAGAGGCUGGUAUCAAAGAUGAGAGUUAUGAUAUUAUUGUUUCGAAUUGUGUCAUCAAUCUUGUGCCUAAUAAACGGCAGGUGCUGCAGGAGGCUUAUCGAGUACUAAAGCCUGGUGGAGAACUGUAUUUCUCUGACGUCUAUGCCAGCCUUGACUUGCCUGAGGAGAUUAGGUCUCACAGAGUUUUAUGGGGUGAAUGUAUUGGAGGAGCUCUGUUUUGGAAGGAUCUCUUCACGAUUGCCCAAGAAAUUGGAUUCUGCCCUCCGCGCUUGGUUUCUGCCUUCCCCAUAACCAUCCAAAACAAGGAACUGGAGAAAGUUCUUGGUAACUAUCAGUUUGUUUCUGCAAAUUUUCGUCUCUUCAAGCUUCUUGAGAAAAGCCCAGUCAACAGAUGUGAAGUUAUUUACAAUGGAGGAAUCACUGGAUUUGAGAAGGAACUGGUGUUUGAUGCUAAUUUCACAUUUAAGGAAGGUGAAGUUGUUGAAGUGGAUGAAGAGACGGCAGCCAUCUUGCAGAAUUCCAGGUUUGCUGAGUCGUUUCUGAUCAGACCUGUCGGAGAGAAGUUGCCAACUCCUGGGAGCGGCUCUCGUUUGGAACCGAAGGAAAUGAUCACUGAUCCAUUCAAGUUAGUCAAACAACUGAAAACCAAGCCAACAUGCUCUACUGCUUCUUCAGCCUGCAGUGGUUCUAAAAAAUGCGGCUAGUCGUAUGAAUUUCCCAGUCCCAAAGUGGUGGGGAGAAGACCAAGGCAUGUUAACUGCAUUUCCGGAACCCAAUUAGUGCCAAAGUACAAGUUGCAAAAAGCUGCAUCAUUUUAGUUUCCGUAAGCUUGUUAUGGGCAUGGAACAUGUCUGCUAAUUGUGUUAUACUCUCCCAAGCGCUUAAUUCAGUGUUCUGCACAUACCAUUGAUAGAUUGAUUUGAAAACGGAUCCACCAAUUGUUUUUAGGAGGUGUUAAUUAUGCACAGUAAAAAGAUACAUAGAACAUAA
Messenger RNA from Ornithorhynchus anatinus (platypus), 1501 nucleotides. It is a transcript of the gene AS3MT, whose product is annotated as arsenite methyltransferase. Gene Ontology annotation, cellular component: cytosol. Gene Ontology annotation, molecular function: arsenite methyltransferase activity. The transcript has 11 exons. Lineage: Eukaryota; Metazoa; Chordata; Mammalia; Monotremata; Ornithorhynchidae. The record is from RefSeq and is a predicted model, not a curated record. Gene Ontology annotation, biological process: arsonoacetate metabolic process; toxin metabolic process. The coding region runs from base 94 to 1215 and encodes 373 amino acids.